GUCAAAUAAAAAUUGUUGUGACUGGCUUUUACUUUUACACAUUUCAAUAAUUCCGAAACAUUUACAUAUUUUCUUCGUAAUGAUGAUUAUUUGCCAUCAAAGGAGCAAGUCGAACAUUUUGCCCUAGAUAAUUUGAUUUGUGUAAUUCCGCCAGAAUAUCCCCCACGUGGUGACAACCCUAGUCAACAGAGUUUCCCAACACUGGUUGCGUUGACAUUUUUAAUUGGAAAAAUAAUUCGUUUGAAGAAAACAAGCUGAAUCUGACUCAAUAUGGCCAAUAAAUUCCGGAAUCUGAGCAGCAAGUUGUUCAAUCUGGCCAGGAGCAGCUUCAACAGGACAUCGGUGCGCCCGCGGAUGAGUUUCCCGGGACGUGGAGGCUUUUCCGUCGCUCGUCCCAAGUUGUGGGGCGCCUUGGGAGCCCUAACCGGAGCGGCAGGACUUCUGAUCUAUGCCCUGGAAACCAGUGUGGAUGCCUCUUCGGACUGUGUGCAUCCACCGCAUCAGCACUGGAAUCACUCGGGACUUCUGGCCGCCUUGGACAAGGAGAGCGUGCGCCGGGGAUACUUUGUCUACAAGGAGGUCUGUGCCUCCUGCCACUCCUUGCAGUACAUGGCCUAUCGCAAUCUGGUGGGCGUUUGCAUGACGGAAUCGGAGGCCAAGGCCGAGGCGGAGGCCAUAACCGUGCGAGAUGGCCCCAACGAUGAGGGCGAGUACUUUGAGCGUCCAGGCAAGCUGUCCGAUCAUUUCCCAUCUCCCUAUGCCAACGAGGAGGCAGCCCGUUCGGCCAACAAUGGUUCCUAUCCGCCGGAUCUCAGCUAUAUAGUGUCGGCUCGCAAGGGUGGCGAGGAUUACGUUUUCGCCCUGCUCACUGGCUAUUGCGAUCCUCCAGCCGGAUUCGCUCUACGCGAUGGCCUGUACUUCAAUCCGUAUUUCUCUGGCGGAGCCAUUGCCAUGGCCCAAGCCGUUGAUAACGAGGUGGUCACCUUUGAGGAUGCCAAUGUGGCUGCCUCGGCCCCCCAAAUCGCCAAGGAUGUGUGCGUCUUCCUCAAGUGGACCUCGGAACCGGAGUCGGACGAGCGCCGCCUGCUGCUCAUCAAGGUUACGCUUAUGUCGGCCUUCCUGAUCGGCAUCUCCUACUACAUCAAGCGUUUCAAGUGGUCAACUCUUAAGUCUCGCAAGAUCUUCUUUAUCCCAGAACUGGAGGCCCAGGCCAAAAAGGAGGCGGAGGAGGCCGCCGAAGCCUUGCGCAAGGCUAAGGAGCUGGAGUGCAACAAGUGCGAGAACAAGAAUGAAAAACAGGAAUAAUCUCGGUGUAUUGUCAAAUAAAGAUUUUUGAAUUUCAA
Drosophila subpulchrella is the source of this 1343-nucleotide messenger RNA. RefSeq names its product cytochrome c1-2, heme protein, mitochondrial. Gene Ontology annotation, biological process: mitochondrial electron transport, ubiquinol to cytochrome c. The record is from RefSeq and is a predicted model, not a curated record. The coding region runs from base 271 to 1305 and encodes 344 amino acids. Lineage: Eukaryota; Metazoa; Arthropoda; Insecta; Diptera; Drosophilidae. The transcript is spliced from 2 exons. Gene Ontology annotation, molecular function: heme binding; electron transfer activity.